AUGGAAAAUAUAGAGUGGAUUUAUAACGUCAAUUUGUUCACUAAACGAGUAGAAAAGAACAUUGUUAAUGUCUCCUUGUUCAAUGUGGUGAUGGAUGACAUUUUAAGCAGAUUUAUAGUCAAAUUAUACCCACAAAACCUGAGUCUGAGUAUCAAAGAAACAUUGGGGAUACUCGACAUCUCAAAAACUGUUAUUGGAGGACUUGAAAUGAGUUAUUUAAAUAACAUAAAAGGAGAUACGAUUGCACUGAAACUUCCCGAGAAUAUUCGAAAAAUGGAAAUAAGAAAUUUCAUGCACCUCAAGGUCGAUAUAUUGAAUCAAACACAAGUUAAAAAUAAAGCACUGGUUUCUCGUUUCUUGUUGCUCAAAAAUAUUCAAAAAGACCAUGAAAAGAGAAAAGUUUCAAAAAAACAGCUGAACAGAAAAAAGGAGAAAAAAGAAAAAAGAGAGACGUAUCAAGAAAAACUUAUGAAAGGAAAAGAACAAUUAGAUUUUGGUGAAGAAAAAAAAGAAAUUGAUGAUGAAGAUUAUUGA
Entamoeba invadens IP1 is the source of this 534-nucleotide messenger RNA. RefSeq lists its product as hypothetical. The record is from RefSeq and is a predicted model, not a curated record. The coding region runs from base 1 to 534 and encodes 177 amino acids. The transcript has a single exon. Lineage: Eukaryota; Evosea; Mastigamoebida; Endamoebidae.